AUGUUUAAAAGAAGUGUGUCUAGAUUAUUUUGUGCACCAGCACCAGCACCAGCACCAAGAAAGCAACCUGGUGGUAGAAUUCAGCCAAUUGGUGUAAAUUUAAAUCAAUCGGUAAAAAAACAAUUAAAUCAUUUAGAAGUAUUAGAGAGAAUUAAAAAACAAAGAAAAGAACAAAAAAAUAAUAGAAAUCAAGUAGACCCAAUCAUUGCAAAAGCAUAUGAAGAAUUAGAAGAAGAAGGUUUUUUUGACGAUAAAAAUAGAGAAGAUUAUUAA
This is a messenger RNA of Dictyostelium discoideum AX4, 273 nucleotides long. RefSeq lists its product as hypothetical. The coding region runs from base 1 to 273 and encodes 90 amino acids. The record is from RefSeq and is a predicted model, not a curated record. The transcript is spliced from 2 exons. NCBI's taxonomy places the organism in Eukaryota, Evosea, Eumycetozoa, Dictyosteliales, Dictyosteliaceae.